This is a messenger RNA of Helianthus annuus (common sunflower), 2068 nucleotides long. Its product is annotated as coronatine-insensitive protein 1. Gene Ontology annotation, cellular component: SCF ubiquitin ligase complex. Gene Ontology annotation, biological process: SCF-dependent proteasomal ubiquitin-dependent protein catabolic process. The coding region runs from base 139 to 1905 and encodes 588 amino acids. Lineage: Eukaryota; Viridiplantae; Streptophyta; Magnoliopsida; Asterales; Asteraceae. The record is from RefSeq and is a predicted model, not a curated record. The transcript has 4 exons.
UCCAUUUUUUAUCUCCCACACAAACCAUUCCAUCUGUCACCAUGUGACCUCUAUCCCUUCCAUCCUUCACUCACUCUUCUAAUCCUUAAUCUCCUCAAACAUCUAACUUCACUUGUCUUCAAACAUCCAUCAUCCUUAAUGAACCAUUCUAGCCACACCCAACGUUGGACAUCAUCCGGCAUGUCCGACGUCGUAUUCGAAUGCGUCAUUCCGUACAUACACAACUCACGUGACCGACAAUCUGUCUCCCUAGUGUGUCGGAGAUGGUACGAGCUGGAAGCCCAGACACGUAAGCACGUCAUGAUUGCCUUGUGUUAUGCCGCUACCCCGGCGCAGCUCAGCCGCCGGUUUCCCUAUCUUGAGUCGAUUAAGCUGAAAGGGAAGCCACGAGCCGCUAUGUAUAACCUCAUCCCCGAAGAUUGGGGUGGGUCUGUGACGUCAUGGGUUGAGGAGAUUGCCAGGUCUUUUACGUGUUUGAAGGUUGUUCAUUUCAGACGGAUGAUUGUUACGGAUGAGGAUCUUCAAGUGCUUGCUCGUGUCCGAGGGCAUGUUCUUCAGGUUCUUAAGCUUGAUAAGUGCUCCGGCUUUUCGACCGAUGGCCUGUUGCAUAUAUGUCGUUCCUGCAGGAAUCUCAAUACCUUGUUUCUAGAAGAGAGCCAAGUAAGAGAGAAAGAUGGAGAGUGGCUACAUGAACUUGCAUUAAACAAUACUGUUCUUGAAACAUUAAACUUUUACAUGACCGAUCUUUCGCAAGUUGAUUUCAAAGAUCUUGAACUUCUAGCCAGAAAAUGCAAGACUUUAGUUUCGGUCAAAAUAAGCGAUUGUGAAAUCUUGGAUCUUGUUGGUUUUUUUCAAGCUGCCGUUUCAUUAGAAGAAUUUAGUGGUGGUUGUUUUAAUGAUCAAGGGGAAGAUUAUGGUGCGGUUUCUUAUCCGUCAAGUUUAUGUCGAUUGGGUCUGAAUUACAUGAGCACAAAUGAGAUGCCGAUUGUAAUUCCAUUUGCUUCGCGGCUCAAAAAGUUGGAUCUUCUUUAUGCCCUGCUUGACACUGAGGAUCACUGUCUCUUGCUCUCAAAGUGCCCCAAUUUGGAAGUUCUUGAUACCAGAAACGUAAUUGGGGAUCGGGGAAUGGAAGUUCUUGCUCAAUGUUGCAAGAAACUAAAGCGGCUUAGAAUCGAGCGAGGCGAUGAUGAACAAGAAAUGGAAGAUGAAGAAGGCAUUGUUUCUCAAAUAGGCCUAACCGCGAUAUCACAAGGCUGUCAAGACUUGCAAUACAUUGCUGUAUAUGUAUCCGAUAUCACAAAUGCAGCUCUUGAAUCUAUGGGCAUGCACUUAAAAAACCUGAGUGAUUUUCGUUUGGUUUUGCUAGAUAGAGAGGAGGUUAUUACAGAUUUACCCCUUGACAACGGAGUCCGAGCUCUACUACAUGGAUGCCAAAAGCUUAAAAGAUUUGCCCUCUAUCUUCGACCCGGUGGGUUGACUGAUUUGGGUUUGACUUAUAUCGGUCAAAAUAGUCAAAAUAUAAGAUGGAUGUUGUUAGGUUAUCUUGGAGAAUCUGAUGAAGGGCUAUUAGGGUUUUCAAAAGGGUGUCCUAGUUUACAAAAACUUGAAGUUAGAGGAUGUUGUUUUAGUGAACAAGCAUUGGCUAUUGCUGUUUUACAGUUAAGGUCUUUAAGAUAUCUAUGGGUACAAGGGUAUCGCGGGUCUUCAAACGGAUAUGAUCUUUUAACAAUGGCCCGCCCGUUUUGGAAUAUCGAGAUAAUUCCUUCUAGAAGAGUUCUUGUUGGAGAAGAUAAAGAGGUUGAGCAUCCUUCACAUAUACUUGCAUAUUACUCUCUUGCAGGACCAAGAACAGAUUUCCCACCUUCGGUUAUAUCAUUGAAUUCGGUUCCUUUUCUUGACGAAUAAAUUCGUUUACAUAUAUAUAGUUCACGCGAGUUUUAGUUCUUUCUUUUUGUAUGUUUUAGUUAUCACUUUUGUUCUAAUUCGUAUAAAGACACGGGUAUGUAAUAAGUUUGUUUUACUAUACUACUAUGUAAUCUUGAAAGUUCUUAUGAUGUUCAUUACAAAA